Molecule: messenger RNA, 4301 nt
Organism: Catharus ustulatus (Swainson's thrush)
Lineage: Eukaryota; Metazoa; Chordata; Aves; Passeriformes; Turdidae
Gene: CHIC1
Product: cysteine rich hydrophobic domain 1
Exons: 6
Coding region: 48-596 (182 amino acids)
Source: RefSeq, a predicted model, not a curated record
GCCCCGCCCCCGGCGCGCGCUGCGCAGGCGCGGCGGGAGGGCCGGCGAUGAGCGUCCUGCUGCCCAAUAUGGCGGACUUCGACACGAUCUACGAGCUGGAGGAGGACGACGAGGAGGAGCAGGAUGAGCCUGAGCCCGUGGUGCGGAGCCAGGAGCUGCCCCGGCCCCGCGACGCGCCCGAUCCCGUAGCGGUACGGGGCGCCGGGCACAUCACCGUGUUUGGCUUGAGCAACAAGUUUGAUACAGAAUUUCCUUCUGUUCUGACAGGGAAGGUGGCCCCUGAGGAAUUCAAGACCAGCAUCAGCCGAGUGAACGCCUGCCUGAGGAAGAACCUCCCUGUCAAUGUGAAGUGGCUGCUCUGUGGCUGCCUGUGCUGCUGCUGCACUCUGGGCUGCAGCCUGUGGCCUGUGGUCUGUCUUAACAAAAGAACUAGAAGAUCAAUUCAGAAGUUAUUAGAAUGGGAAAACAACAGACUAUAUCAUAAGCUUGGUUUGCACUGGAAGCUGAGUAAAAGGAAAUGUGAAACUAGCAAUAUGAUGGAAUAUGUAAUAUUAAUAGAGUUCUUACCAAAAUACCCCAUAUUUCGACCUGACUGAGGAACAACAUUGGUCUUUCAUGUUACCUGUCAUUUUCUACCCUUAGUGCCUUGUAGAUGAUUUUGGAAAGAAGAUGGUCUACUUUGCUGUGACUUAAAAAUGUUCUUCAGUAGAAAUCUUCCUUGCUGUUACUUUCUUUUGUUAAGAAGAGAACAAUUUGCACAUUUUUUAUGUUCAACGAGGCUUCUGUGUUGCACUCUGAAUUUUUAACAUUACCAAUAACUGAUAGAGUUGCCACUAGGGAUCUUAACAUCAGUGCUGCUUAAACUUGUUCUGAGCAUGCUGCCUUAUUAAUUUCUCUCUUUGCUGUCCAUCCUAAAGCUGUGUCAUCCUCUAUUUCAUCCUAAAUGUUGCAAUCCUAGAAACCCUCAGUAGGAAUGUCCAGGUAAACUCCAGUAGUAAUGAUUUUAGUAGAACCUGCUUGCAUAGGACUUGCAAUCAACAGCACUGGUUUUGUCCUGCACUUUGCAAAAUCAUCAUUUACAUUUAGGGGGGUUCAUUAGUUUACCCACUAUGGAUUUGUAAAUAUUGACUCUUUGCAUAAUGUAAAGUGUGGUAUGCCAAGGUUUACAGAAUGUAUUAUAGCUCUUAUUCUAUUGCCAACAGUCCCCCAGCAUCUGUUCCAUGUGCUCCUUCCCCUGGGAUUGUACAGCCCCACCCACACUGGUUUUAUGGGAAAGCCAUAAAGAGUUUGUACAUAUGUCAGAUGUGUAGGGCUCAGUUGCACUUUGUUUAGUAAAUGGAUGAAAAAUGCAUAGCAUUUCUGUCUUUAUUUGGAAAAGUAUUGCAGGUGGUGUUUGCAGCACCUGAAAUACAAAGCUGAAAUCUUCACCUCUGCAAAAGCUGUGUUUGUGGGGUAGGUGGCAGCUGCUGUUAACAAAAUACCCUAAAGUCUCUUUUGAAGUGAGGGAUAUGUGGAUGUUAAGUUCUAUUUUGUUUUAAGUCAGGAAAGAUUAAGCUCGAAGCAGAGAUCUUUGUUACAAAGGAGAAAAAUUAGGACCAGCCAAAUCCAAGCUGAAGUAGCACCUUUGUUAUUGUGGUGUGCUUGUACUUCAGCUUUUCACAGCCCAGUGGCAUGAAGUCCCUUCCAGUGGAAAUGGGUUUUAUCUCAGUCAAAGUGGAGUUUCAAAACAUGCUGUGAGGGGAGGAAGUGCAGCAAUUGAAUAUGUUUUGGCAGUCAGGCAGUGUCUGGAGAGCCAGGAAUUGUGGAAUUCAGUAUUAUUUUGGAUUCUUCCCUGUUUGCCUGAUCUCAGGAAGGGAAGUCAUUGUAGAAAAACUUCCUCUAAUGGCUGACCUAAGCAAGAGCACUCGAUAAAAGAAAGCAAAUGGAAAUUGUUGCAAGUUCCCUGCCUUUCCUAACUAGAAAUAACACAGCCAGGCAGAUAACUGAGCAUCUGCAAGUUGUGGUGCAUUUCAUUAUCAGUGUCCAAGCAUUUCUUUGCAGCAUCUUGACUCCCUGCAACAUCACCCAAGUUACUUUUUAGUUUCAGGGUGGCUUGGGGGUUUCCUCUGAAUGUAUUUGCAUCUCUGCAGUUUGCAAUAUGCUAUUCAAAUACAGUAUUUGUAAGACCAUUGCAUUCUAAUACCUGUAGUAGGUCAGAUUCCUUGUACACAGUGUUUACAGAAGGCCAGUUUUAUGCAAGUUGUUACUGAAAGGGAGUUUGUGCUGUUUCCAGUCCCAGACUGAUGGUUCAGAGUCUGAAAUCUGCACAUUUCAUGCAGAAACUUUGUUUGACUGGUGACAACUAAAUGUGUAAUUGCAUUUGUAACAUGAAUAAAAACCUCCUGUGUUGUUUGAAAUUAUCAUUAGCUACACCUUGCAAUCAGAUUUCCUUUGCAGAACCAAGCAAAGUGUUGUCUCCAAUUUAUUUCUGUUUUUUUGGGGAUGAGUGUUAACUGGAAGCAGAGAAAAUAAUGGCAGAAAAAGGCAGAGCAAACCAAAACUGAAAUGGCACACCCAAUUCUUUCCUUGGGUUUCCCUGACAAAUGAGUUUCUGCAGUAAUUAACAGCACAAUGGAGGUUUCUUACUGUUCUGCCAGAACUUUGUUGUGUAAAAAAACUCAAGAAAUCUCAGCAGGUUCUGAUUUUCUUCUUCAGUGAUUCCGUUUUCUCCCUGUACUUUCCAAGUGGGAGAACAGGCACUUGCCAUGGAACCACAAAUGGUUGGGUUGAAGGGACCCCAAAGCUCCUGUCAUUCCACCCCCUCCUUCCACUAGCCCAGGUUGCUCAGAGUUCCAUCCAAACUGGCCUUGAACACUUAAGCACAUAAGAUUAAUUUGUAAAGUUUACAUAAAUCCUAUACAUUUUAAUUUGUCCUAAUUAUUAAUUGUGCAGUCUUCAAACCAUGAAUGGUUCUUGUCUUUGUGUUUUAAUUGACAUUUAAUUAUGUGGCCAUAAAGCAACUGGUAAAGAACCAGAGCCAAACCUGUCAUUUACACUAAGCUCCAUGUUUUAAUAAGUAGAUAAAUUUGCAUUAAAAUGCAAAACCAGCAGCAGUAUUAUAUUUGCAUGUGAAAGACACAGGAUUCAUAGCUCACAGAAAGGUGAAGGCAGCUGGCAGCACUGCUGUGAGCUCUGUACACAGGUUCUUUUUGCUUGGGCUCUCCUUUAAUACAAAAACACCACAGGUAAUCCUGUGUCCUGAGAUUGGAAAUCUCAUUUUUGACAGUAAAUGAUCAGCAUGAGUUGGUGAGGUGUUCAUGGAGGAUAUCUGUCAGAAUAAUGUCAGCAGAGUGAGUGGAAGUGUGGAGAAAGUGCCUUGGCUGGUUCCAACCUUUGGGAGAGAAGGAGAAAAGGGAACUGGUCCCUCUCAGGAGUGGGAGUUUGCAGCAGAUUUUUAAAAGCAGCUGCUGUCUACCAAAUCAGUGUUUAUUUCUUCACAUCAACAUGUUGACACUAAUUUUGUUUCUAGAUUUUAUCCAGGAAAUCUUUGGGGUUAUCUCUAGAAAGUUUUGUGUCUGCAGAGUGCUGAAGGAGUGCAGAGCUCUGGCAGAGCAUCAAAGCUCUCCUUAGUGAUUCCCCACCUGCUCCUGCAAAGGUGUUUUCCCAGAGGAGGAACACAAAACUGUUCCAACAUGCACACCCAAGUCUAGGGAGUGUGAGUUCAGUUCUAAAUAGGUGACUUUAAAACAGGAAAAAAAUUUAUUAAAUUGGUGUGGUUUUGAUAAAUACAAAAAAAAAAAGUUCCUAUGCUUUCCUUGAUAGGUACAAAACUCCAUAUGCUAAACCAUAAAUUGAUAUUUAUUAUUGUCCCACUCACGGUUUAUUACAUUUUCUUGUCAACACACUACCAUUGGAGCAAUAAAAAUGUCAAGCUAUUAACAUUCACCAUCAAUUAUUUAUCACUUUAGUAAGCAAUGUUAUGUGAUUCUUCUGCCAUUCUUUUGUUUUCUGCUUUUGGUGUUCUUACAGUGUUGUAACAUACUUGUAUUGCUUCUGAAAAGUGGUUUUGUUUAAGCUGUAUGAAACUGUGUUCUUAACACUUUUAUUCUGUUUACAAGUGAACAGCCACUUUUUUAACAGGACCUCACAUCUGGAGAGUUUUCUCUCUAUUUUUUAUUUUAAAUGAAAAUAAAAUUCUAACUGAGCUUGCUUUCUACAAUUUACUGCACUGGCUUGUGCCAUUGAAAGAAGCUGGAAGUCAGACAUGCUUCAUCACUUUGAGACAUUUUUCUUUAAUUAAAUUCAAAGAUGAAAACCUUGAA